Zophobas morio is the source of this 4546-nucleotide messenger RNA. RefSeq names its product BTB/POZ domain-containing protein KCTD12 (gene Ktl). Lineage: Eukaryota; Metazoa; Arthropoda; Insecta; Coleoptera; Tenebrionidae. Gene Ontology annotation, biological process: protein homooligomerization. Bases 37 to 735 code for a protein of 232 amino acids. Gene Ontology annotation, molecular function: protein binding. The record is from RefSeq and is a predicted model, not a curated record. The transcript is spliced from 2 exons.
CUAGCCCAGUUCGGCUUAGGCAGGCUCUCUGCAACAAUGUCGGGGUGCGAUUUCCCUUCGGUCAUAGAACUGAACAUCGGCGGCGUGUUGUAUACUACCACCUUGAAGACGCUAAUCAGUCAGCCUGACUCGCAGCUACAUGCUAUUUUCACCGGUCGCGAACCCGUCACCCAGGAUGCGAAGGGUCGAUACUUUCUAGAUCGCGACGGCGUGCUGUUUCGGUACGUUUUGGAUUUCUUACGCGACGGCACCGUCGUCUUGCCAGAAUGCUUCCGGGAACGAGAGCGCCUCAGAAGGGAAGCCGAAAAAUAUCUACUUCCGGGUUUGGUGGAGGCCAUCUCGAACGAUAUCAGGAACAGAGCACCCGGAGUCAUCACCGUCGGAUAUCGAGGCAGUUUCCAGUUCGGUAAAGAUGGACUCGCUGACGUUAAAUUUCGAAAAUUGUCACGAAUCUUGGUUUGUGGAAGAGUUCCGUUAUGUCGUGAUGUCUUCGGUGAAACUCUCAACGAAAGUAGAGAUCCUGAUCACGGAGUGUCUGAGCGAUACACAUCCAGAUUCUUCCUUAAGCACUCAUUUUUAGAACAAGCUUUCGACAUGUUGAUAGAACAAGGAUUCAAGUUGGCUGGAAGUUGUGGAUCCGGAACAGCCGGAAAUGCUGCUGAGCCAAAACCCGGUGUCGAUACCGAGGAGAAUCGCUGGAAUCAUUACAAUGAAUUUGUGUUUGUGCGAGAUUAACUUUGACCACUUGAACUUUAUUCAAAUCCUCUUCAUAUCGCAUUUAUUCAAAUUACUAAUGAAUAAUCAUAGAAUCAUUUUAGGUAGGUAGACGACUAGAUGAAAAUUUAUUUUUCUGGAAGUAUAAACUUGUGUGAAAUUUCAAGUGACACUUUAUUAUAUCCAGAACAAACACUAUGAAAAUUAGCUCUUCUAACAUCCUCAGUAUUUUGUUCUCAUUUGCAAGAUGGAUUUUAUUUACUUUUAUUUUUUUGAAUGGAAUCAUUGACCUCUGAUUUUAGCAAACUGUAAAAUUUAGGAUAAAGAUUAGAUGGUUGCAUUGGUAAGACAAAGCUAUUGUUCUGUAGUUCUCAUCCAACUUGAAACAUGGAAUGCUUAAAUAAAUACAUGUAAAUAUUUUUUAUCUACAAGUAACAAAUCACUCAAUAAAAAGAUAAUUUUUCUGAUAUUUUUAAAAUCCUGUUAUGUUCCAUUUGUUGAACAUUCAAGCAUCAGUAUUUUGGAAAAAUGUCGCAAAUGAUUUAUUAUCAAAGCAAUAUUUUAAUUUGUUCUAAUAAAAUCUCAGUGGGUACUAAAUUAUUAUAAAGGUUGUAUAUUUAGUUUUUACUUUUUUAUGGUUAUACAGAUAAAGCAUUUUGCGCGAUACACCCUACGUACAUUUUUACACGGAAAGCAAGUGCAAAAUUUUUGUUUCGUCGAAUAUAAAUUUUGGAUUGCAUCAGAGUAUACAGAACUGAAAUUAUUAGGUUGGCAACGAUAAAAAAAGACUGUGAUUGAGAUUCACUAUGGAGUGGUGUGCAAACAUACAUGGUUUUGAUGUUUUUUUUUUAUAUAUUGUAUAUAAAGAAUUUACAAAUAAUAUCUUUUCACCAUGGAUCUAAUUUAAUUAAAUCAUUUGUAUUUUUUUGCUAUUAUUAUUAAAGCAUUUCUCUUUUGUAAGAAACGUAUUCCACGUCAUUAAAUUCAAAACAAAAAAAAAAACAUACACAAAAGAAACGCGAGAGGAAUAAUUGUUAUUUUCCUGGUUUCAGUAGCCAGAUUUUAAACGUAAUGAAUAUCUUACACUUUACAACUACAUAUCAAUCGUUGUCGAACUGUUAAAGUAAUAAUUAUUUUAAUAAAUUCGUAAACAUUUUUAGGAGUGCCACCACUGUGUAUUAAGCUUUCAUAAAUUAUAUUCAACAAAAUUUUACUUUUCGAAUCAGCAUUAAAUUAGCAACAAAUUACCAACAAAUUGUCUGUAAUAAAUAUAGCAUAAAAAAAACGUAUUUUUUAUUACAUGAGAUAAGCUUGUGUAAUAUAGAUAUUACCUUAAAAUUUUUAGUAUUUUAAAGACAAACCGGGAAAUACCGUGAAAAGAAAAAUUCCACAAAGAACAAUAUUUUUAACUUUUAAUGACAUUGCAAAUAAAAUAUUAAAUAAGGGCACAGGCGUAAUAACUCAAAAAUCCCGUUUACUAAAUCUCAUGUUUUCGAAUAUUAAUGAAUGCGUGCUUUGAAUUAGGUUGCAUCUAAUAAAAUUAAUUUUUAUUAAUUCGGGUUUUUGGAAGUUAUACGUUGUUACUCUAUGUAGAAUAUGGUCAUAGCCUGUAUUUAAUUAACUAAAAUUUAUUCUAAUGAUGGUAUAUACUAACUCUGCUCAAUAAAAAUGGAAAUUUUAAAAUAACAUAAAGUCGCGAUCUUUUCUAUACAACCACUCCCUAGUGUAAAUUUUCAAAAUUUGUCUGGUGUAAGUGACCUUGACGGGUUUCUGGGGGAAACAGAUGUGUCAAAAAUUUGACAGGUUAGAUGGCCCCAUUGUCAAUGUAGAUAUUUUAUUUUAAUAAAUAGAUGAACAGAACAUACAGUCUGCACGGGAUACAGUGCGGCAUAGCUGAGGGCAAUCGAAACAUUCGUGUUGUGCUAGUUUCGAUUGCCAUAUCAACUACCGCUACCAACCGCGUUUGGCGUAAAGUACUAGAUGACAGGGCUACCAACUUGACAUUUUAUCGAGUGGUUCCGUAGAAAUGACCGCUACUGUAUAAGGUCGGUUUAUGGAAAGCGAAUUAAAUAUUUAAUCCUAGAUUAAUUUAAUAGAGGAUUAAAAUGUAGAAUAUGAGCUCGUGAUUGGUUAAAACAUGCACGUUGCAUAGCAACGGACCUCAGUUAAAAGUUAAUCGCCAUUAACUUUUAAUUCGCUUUCCAUAAACCGGCUCUUAUUAGGAUAUUAAAAAACCGCUUUAUUGUAAUUUUAUAAUGCAAUUUUAUUAAAAAUUAUAAAAUAUUUUAUACUCGUAUUAGUUCACGUUUUUCCGGAAUAAUUUUUUACUUGUGUCUUCUGAGUCUAGUAAUAAAUAACACAUUAAAUUCUGUACAAAUAAUUAUUUGUAAUGAUUACGUUUAAGUAAAAUUUACAAAUAAAAUUAAACGUAAUAUAUAAAGUUAUAUUUCUAUACGGUGAAUUAAUUUCAUAUAAACAGGUACUUUAACAAUAUCCGUAUUUUUUUUCGUUCAAGCAGAUAAAAACUCGGAAUCAAACCUCAUACUUGUACAUAGUUUAUCAAAUCGAAAAUAUCAAAGCAUGCGUUUGGACAUGAUUUUAUAUUUUUUUCAAACACUUACGUACAACUUGUUGCACGUUGUCAAAGGAUGAAAAAUGUACGAAUCGACCUUCUUUUAUAUCGCCAUCAAUUCUCAGGUUUAUAUUUCCACGAAAUACGUAUAACUUUGUUUAAUAAUGUAUAUAUUAAUUAUUAAAUUAACGAGUUUGAAAUAUGGGAGCAAAUCACUCUGUACAUUGGCCCUAGAAUGUUUAAUAAAUUCAUUAAUUUCUUUCACUUUCCAUAUCAUCUCUUAGAGGUAAAUAAAUUCUCAUUAAACGAAUUUUAAAUAAUGAGUAUCUGCAAAAGAUAUUUUCGAAUUAGCUUUGCAAACCAGUCAAUCAAUUAGUCGAAGAGUGUUUUCAUUACGCAUCGAUUUAAUUAAAUUUUCCGACUUUUUGCUAAUAAAGCAUAAUCAACCGUCAGCGUAAUUAACCAAAGUUACCAGGUUAUUUCAAAUUGAUUUGAAUAAACAAAUCCUGUAACCAAACAGGACCAGUUUAUUUAAAUUUGAAACGUGCUGUAUCACUAGCUGUUAUUGAUUCGUUUAAAUUUUAUCUCCCUUGCCCUACACUCCAUGUCACGUUGAACUGUUUGGUAUGUUACAAUUAUUAAUAGAAACGAAUGUAAACUAUAUGUAAAAAAUAGGCCUAAACGAUUAUACUUAAUGUGAUUUGGUUCCAUUGGUUUACCUAUUGUUGAAAUCUGUAUUAACACCCUUGAAGCGGGGCUAACAAGUGAUAUUUUAAUUUAAUUAUUAUCGACCCUGUAGUUGUAGAUUUAGUAUAGAGUCUUUAGGAUGUGCUCGCUUAUAUCACGUAAUUCACUAGUCCAUUACAUUAUUAAGAUGUUGGUUUAUGUGACAUCAGUGUAAUGUGAUAGCGUCGUAAUUAUAGAUUAUAGACAUUUUCAACUAGUCUACGUUUCUAAGUGUUCCAAUUUUCAAUUUUUUUCGGAAAAUAUUUAAUUUUUUUUAAAGUAUAAUCUGAAAAAAACUUAAUCUCUUCUAAUACAUUUUGUUAAUACUUAUUAGGUCUUGUAAAAUAAUUAUCCUUUCCGAAAAAAGUGAACUUAUUGCGUUGGACUGUGAUAUAAGCGUACACAUAUUUCCAACCUUAGUGGUUUUUUGUAAAGAACUAAGUACUGUCAUGAGUUUUUUAGGAAUUGAUUUAAUGAUAGUGAUAAUGUAAUUUCAGAGUAGACAUAAAAAUAAACAAUAGUUGAUUUUGAUGA